AUGGGCUGGGUUCCUGCUCGUAGAGAAGGCGGGGCUUGGCUGUCACAGAGACACGUCAUUGGACACGUGGACCUGGAAGUAGGAAGUAAACAGACCGCCCGGCGCCGUUGGAAACAAACACGUCCGAGCGGAACAAGGAGCGGCACGAUGCUGGAAGGUUACGGCCCCGUGACCCAGGCGCUGCUGGGGACGCUGUUCACCUGGGCUCUGACCGCCGCCGGAGCUGCCCUUGUCUUUGUCUUCUCUAGUCGACAGAAACGCAUCCUGGACGGAAGUUUAGGAUUUGCAGCUGGGGUGAUGCUAGCCGCUUCGUACUGGUCCCUUCUGGCUCCUGCCCUCAGUUUGGCCGAGGAUUCUGGGAAAUACGGACAGUUCUCGUUUGCUCCUGUAGCUGUGGGAUUCACUCUUGGCGCUGGAUUUGUUUAUGUAGCAGACCUCCUCAUGCCUCUGCUGAGGAACACUGCCGUCUCCAUGACCACUGGAGCUGGCAGCCGCGGUGAGGGCAGGGCAGGGUUACCUCAGCGCACCAUAGAUCAGACCAUAGAUCUGUCCUGGUUCACAGCUGUGGUGGAAGUGAGCGACAACUGCAAACAUUGUCAUUGUUAA
Messenger RNA from Knipowitschia caucasica, 606 nucleotides. The record is from the annotation of a GenBank genome assembly. Lineage: Eukaryota; Metazoa; Chordata; Actinopteri; Gobiiformes; Gobiidae.